Hemiscyllium ocellatum (epaulette shark) is the source of this 8308-nucleotide messenger RNA. Its product is annotated as actin nucleation-promoting factor WASL-like. Bases 327 to 1877 code for a protein of 516 amino acids. The transcript has 11 exons. The record is from RefSeq and is a predicted model, not a curated record. NCBI's taxonomy places the organism in Eukaryota, Metazoa, Chordata, Chondrichthyes, Orectolobiformes, Hemiscylliidae. Gene Ontology annotation, molecular function: actin binding; microtubule binding. Gene Ontology annotation, cellular component: nucleus; cytoplasm; endoplasmic reticulum membrane. Gene Ontology annotation, biological process: actin filament organization.
AUGGAAUUGCAUUUUGCAGCUUCCCUCCGGGGAGGGAGGAGGCGGGGUGUAUCGGAUGGUGUACUCCGGGAGCCAUGUUGGUUUCCGUUGGGCUGAAAGUUGAGGGACAAGUUUGAACUGGGGCGCGAGCGAGUGAGACAGACAGCGGCUGCGCCCGAGUCCCCCUCCCCACCAAUAACUCGCCUCCCCCCGCCCGCGCGCGCAGGGAACGGCACUGCCCUGGAAGAGGACCCGCCUGCUCUCGCUCGACCGUCCGCAAUGCGCCGCAGCUGAGAGGCGGCACACAGGCCGGAGAGGGAGCGACCGACCGACCGCGAGAGUCCAGAAUGAUUUCCAACCAGCAGAGCAGCAACCGGCCCCGGGCCAACAAUGUCGGCUCGAUGCUGCUGACCCCGCAGGAGAACGAAGCGCUGUUCAGUUGCCUCGGGAGGAAAUGCCUGACAUUAUCAUCAGCCGUUGUUCAAGUAUUUGCUGCAGAGCGCAGUUCACAUUGGACAAAGAAAUGCUGUGGAGUCGCCUGCCUUAUCAAAGACAAUCCUCAAAGGUCUUACUUUAUCCGUGUUUAUGAUAUAAAGGAUGGGAGAUUAAUGUGGGAGCAAGAAAUGUACAACAAUUUUGUUUAUAAUCCAUCUCGAUCAUACUUCCAUACUUUUAUUGGUGAUGCUAGUCAAAUAGGACUUAAUUUUGCAAGUGAAGAAGAGGCAAGAAGAUUCAAGUUUGCAGUCAAUGACAUAAUUGGAAGACGCCAAAGAAGAACUGAGAAAAGGCGAGAGCCGCCACCACUAAACGGACCGUCUCUUCCUAUGGCUACAGUUGACAUUAAGAAUCCAGAAAUUACCAAUGUUCGAUACAAUGCACAAGUUAACAAUUUUGCAUAUGCCAAAGAUAAGAAGAAAGUCAAAGGUAAAAAGAAGAAAUUGACUAAGGCGGACAUUGGCACACCAAGUAACUUCCAGCAUAUAGGACAUGUUGGCUGGGACCCAAAUACAGGUUUUGAUCUGAAUAAUCUGGAUCCUGAGUUGAAGCAUCUAUUUGACAUGUGUGGGAUUUCUGAGUCACAGCUAAAGGACAAAGAAACAUCAAAGAUCAUUUAUGAUUUUAUAGAGAAAAAAGGAGGAGUUGAAGCUGUGAAGAAUGAGUUGCGUAGACAGGCUCCACCACCACCACCACCUCCACCUUCUAGAGGAGGACCACCACCCCCCCCACCUCCACAUAGUUCAGGACCCCCUCCUCCUCCUCCAGUUCGUGGGCGUGGUGCACCACCACCUCCGCCCCCAUCAAGAGCCCCAUCAGCAGCUCCUUCAGCAGCUCCCCCACCACCUCCACCUUCCAGGCCAGGAGUAGGAGCACCACCCCCACCGCCAAGUAGGUUAUACCCUCCCCCUCCCCCUCCACCAGUCCCAUCCGGUCCUCCACCACUACCGCCUCCAGCUCAUCCUGUUCCUGGAGGUCCAGGAGCUGCUGGGCCCCCACCACCACCUCCACCUCCACCACCUGGCCCUCCACCACCUGGCCCUCCUCCACUCCCUGCUACAGCCACUGAAAAUGAUCAUUUUCCUUCACCUACUGGCAACAAAUCAGCUCUGCUGGAUCAAAUCCGUGAAGGCACUCAGUUGAAGAAAGUUGAACAAAGCAAUCGGCCGGUGUCUUCCUCAGGAAGGGAUGCACUAUUAGACCAGAUAAGGCAGGGUAUACAGCUUAAGACUGUAAAUGACCAAGAUUCUUCUUCUCCUUCAACGCCUACACCAACAGCAGGAAUUGUAGGAGCACUGAUGGAAGUGAUGCAGAAAAGGAGUAAAGCCAUUCACUCUUCAGAUGAAGAUGAGGAUGAAGAUGAGGAAGAAGACUUUGACGACGAUGAUGAAUGGGAAGAUUAGAUUUUCUUGGCAAGAUUGUAAACCUUUCUAUCUUUCUUAAUCUUGUAAAAUUGUCCUGUAAAUGUUCUGCAUAUUUUGCUGUAUAUUUUUGUUGCCUUUGCUCUUUUCAUAACCUGUGCAAUACCUCAUUUAAUAAUUCCUUAGACAAAGCAUUGUGGAUAGUUAUUCCCAAUGCAAAAUGUGUGUUGGGAGAUAUAAAUAACUACAUAUGAAUGUAGUUCCCAGCAACGAAAGAAAUUGUGAUUGAGUAGGAGCAAAGUUGACAGAACUUUAAUAAUGCUUGUUAAAAGCCAGAAUAGCAACACUAUUUUUUCAAAACCAUGCAAUUUCAGUACCUAAGAAGAAGCAUCUCUUAGUAAAGCUUCGCAUAGCACUAUAACUUUUUUAAAUACAGCGCUUCUAUUCGAUUCCUUCAGGACUUCAUUGUUCUGAAGCUCAGAUUUUUGCACCCUUCUAAAGUAAUUCGUCACAUGAAUGCACAGCUUACAGGCAGCUCAUUUGUGUCUUACUGUUUAGCAAUACUGUCUGGGUGAUUCAAAGAUGCACAGCAACUUAUGAGUGUUUUAUACUGUAUGCAGCAAUACUGUCAAUCAUGACUAUUUUCAGUUGAAAUCCCCUUCCUUAUGUCUGUUACUUUAUUGAAUAUUUAUGCUCCUGGCUUAUUCCAUGCCUACGGGAACUCAAAGUCAAGCUUUUCAAAUAGGAAUUCUGGUCCUCUUGUGAAAACUCUAAACAUAAUCAGGGGACACAGAUUUUUAACCCUUAAAGUGCUAAGUGAUAGCAUUUCUUUUCAUCAUAGUGUAUAUUUGGCAGUAUUAAGGGUUAAUGGAAAAUAACCUAAUAUUCAGUUUUUGGAGGUGAAGGCUGUGAUUAGGAAUUUGCAUUUAAUAUAUUCACAGAGGGCUGUGCUUAAUGCUUGUUAAACGGCAAUUUGGGAAAUAUUGGAAAUGAACUUGUAAUAAUGAAUAUCAACGUCGGUAUCGUUACCUUACAGUCCUUUGUCUUUGGAUCAGAAUCAAAGAGCAAACUCUCAAUACAGAUUGCAAUUAUGAAAUGGAACUUUUAACGGAAAAAUAUAUAAAUAAAUGUUUAAAAUCACUGAAAAAUAUCCUUCUUCGCUUUCAAGAUUUAUUGAGGGUGCAGAUGUAUUAUUGAUCGCUUAUCUUAUUGUCUUUCAUCCAGCUGCAAUAAUUGAGCCUUAUUAACUACCCCAUGAAUCACUCCUGCCCUUUCAAACUGUAAUAUCCAGUCCAAGGCGUUUGUGGAAAGUGCACAAAUUUAUUCUCUCCUGAUUUUUAGAACUGUUGGUUUGUUUAGGAUCUGUGACCAUUCACCAUACUAGUGUAAAGCAUUGUGGCUGUCUUGGCUCAAUUCCAGAAACCAGAAUAAUUUCCACGCUGUUUUGUAAUACUCAAUCUCCAUUUUUAUGAUUGUCACUGUUUUCUGCAAUGUUAAGAAAAAACUUCUAUUUUACAAUUUUUGUGUGCCGAAUUGCCUUCGUGUAACUGAGAUUAAGGCAUGCUCACAAAGCCUCACAUUUCAAUGUCUAUAUCACUUUUCACUUUCAGAAGUGUUAACUGUUGCAACAAAAUUAAUGUUCUGUAAAGUCUGAAAAGCAUUCUAUUUUCCACCAAAGGAGAAAACAACUUACCCAUUGUAGUUGAUGACUUCUUACUAAUCUUUUUGAGUGUUACAGAAUCUAUUUGCAGUUAUAAUGCAUUACGAUGAUAUUUCAAUCAGUUUUCAUGUGACCAGAUUUGAUCAUUGCUUUAUUUCAAGUAUUAUAUGGCAUAAUAGGCAUAUUCACACAUUUGGUUCAUAUUCUAGAUAGGUGCAUGUUGUAAGAGCACUGGUACUGCUGACAUGUACAAUUUAGAAGUGUUUUAAAAGGUGGACAGGGUGGGGUGGGAGGGGUGAGCAUCACAUGCAGCUGGGGAUACAAGAAAGUGGAGUUGAAGCCACAGGUCAGGCAUGAUUUUACUGAAUGGCACAGCAGGCUUGAAGGGUCAAGUGGCUUAUUCCUCCUGAUUUUAGAAGUAUGGUUUAAUGAUGUUGAAUAUGAUCAUUGAUCAGACAUGCACACGAGCAGUUCCCAGCAAGUUUUAAGUUAUUAAACAAUGAGAUUUGAUGUAAAUUUGUUGAUACAUGAAUAGUGUUGCUUCUCUCUCUGCUAAUGGUAAGGCAGAAUUUCAAUAAAAUUUGUGCAGCUCAGGCCAACAUGUGAUGGGGCUCUUUUGCCUCUGAAAUGAGGAUCUGGUGCAGUAAUUUGUAGAAAGUUUUUGAUGUGGUUUAAUGUUUUCCCUUGAUAAUUGAAGAUAAGGGAGAUCAUUUGAUCUAUCUCAGUUUACUCAUUCAUUCAUUCACUCAUUCCCCUCAUUGCAACAUCAACUAGACCUUGAUGAUUGCAGACUUUUUGUAUUAAACACAACCUAGCAAUCAAGUUAGCUUUUGCUUAUUCUUUAGUGUGAAGAAGAACUUUCAGAUAUUGGUUCUAAACUUGCCUUGUCCUGUUAGGGCUGUUUGAAGUAAUUUUCUGCAUUUUCAUUUCUGGAUAACUUGUUUGUGAACAAAUAUGACAGAAGACACUAGUGAUAUCUUUUGUAUGAGAUUUCACAAUUAAAAAGGGGCUGUAUAUUCUUUGUUAUGUUGAGCUCUGAUUCUGUUAGAUAAUUGGGCAACUGUUAUGCAAUAUCAGAACACUUUAAUGCAUCAUCUCUUGUCAUCCUGUAUCUAAGUUCACUUAAUGGUAAGAAAGCUUUGAGACUUUAAAUGUAUGCCAUGUUUCACAACAUAUAAAAUAUGUUUGGAGGAUGGAACCUUUCUAUUGUGGCCAAGUAUUAUUUAUUGCUGAGAAGUAAUAAUGCUCAAGGCACAACACAAACUCUCCAAACUGCAUUUUACUGUCCAAACCGAAGAAAACUAUAACCAACACCAACGACCAGUAUCAAUGACAAAAAAAAACAGAAGACAUUUACUGGUUUUAACUGGCGUUAGCAUAAUCCAGUGUUUCAUAGGUAGAUAAAAGACAAACCAUCUUCAAGUGAUGCUAUAUCUUUUAUUCCUGACUGGGCCCAGAAUCUAAAAUACUUUUAUUUACAAAAUAAGUGCCCAGCUCUGAGAUAAAGCCCAAACAUUCACUUUGUGCUCACAAGCUCACAAAUUUCCUGUUUAUUACAAAGGAAGUGUCACAGCUAUCUAGCGCAAAGGUCUGACCUAGAAAUCAUACAUUCGACUUUUUAAAAUUAUUGUUAUAGGACCCUUUGUUCCAAAGUAUAAUUUUAAUUAUAAAAUAAAAGCAGAUUUCUAAAUUUAGUGUUUGGUGGUUUCGCUGGAGGUGUUUUGCUUUUGAAUAAUAAAGUAAUGUCAGACUUCAUUGCGUUUGACCAGAUGUAAAUCCAGCAGAAUUCAAUAAGUAACUUGUGUUUUAUUAGAACCCAAGCUGAGGUUCAGUGACUAAAUUAUAUUUAAUUACCAAGGCAGAGUUUUCCAUCUCUGCAUUGGUUACCAAUCUUUGCUCUUGCUUCUCUUCCAGCAUUGCUAAAAUCUCCAACUGGCAAAGCAUUGCUAGUGUUGCUUUCACUAAUCCCUUUUUUUGCUGAAAUAUUAGCUCACCAGCAUUGCACUUACUGUCCUGUUCUCACCAAUCUUUUGUCAAUUUGCUGUCACUUCAUGUGUUUAAUCAGGUUUGUCAUCUUAACAGAUGCCUUUCAGUGGUCAUAUACAUUUACAUCGACCUGAUGUAUGUUCCAGUGUGUCCUUGCUCAUUCGUCUCCGACCUCAUUUGCAACGCCCUCCUUAAUCCCACAAUCUAUUCUCUACAUUGUUGCUCCUCUCCUCAUCUUUUAUGUUAAGAACCUUCAGUAAAUUAUUUUCUUUAAAUAGUGUCUUGACAUAAAGCUUUUCAAGGAGUUUUAACAAACAAAAUGACAUUAAGCCCAAGAUUUUGUGACAUGAUGAAAAGCUUGGUUGAAGAAGCAGAUUAUAAAUGGAAAGGAGACACAAGGUAGCACAAAGGUGGAAGGACAGUGUAUGAAAGCAGAUCAGCUGCAGAAGGACAUGGGUAGGCUGGGAGAGUGGGAAAAGAAGUGGUAGAUGAUUUACGAUAUUGGAAAGUGUGAGGUUUGCCCUUUCGUGUGGAAUAGAGGUGUGGACUAUUCUCUAAACAUGGAAAAGCUUACGAAAUCUGAAGCACAAAAGAAUUUAGGAAUCCCUAGUUCAGGAUUUUCCUGAGGUUAACAUGCAAAAUUCAGUUAGCAGCUAGGAAGGCAAAUGCAAUGUUGCCAUUCAUUUCAAGGGCUAGAAUAUAAGAGCAGAGGUGUACUGCUGAGGCUGUAUAAGGUUUUGGUCAGGGUGCAUUUGGAAUGUUGUGAGCAGGUUGGGUCCUGUAUCUAAGAAAGGAUGUACUGGCAUUGGAGGAGGUCCAGAAAAAAUUCACAAGAAUAGUCCCAGGAAUAAAGAGCUUGUCAUAUGAGGAGAAUUUGAGGACUCGGUCUAUACUCAGAGUUUCGAAGGAUAAGGGGGGAUCUGAUUAAAAUUACAGUAUACUGAGGGGUCUGGAUGGAAUGGAUGUGGAGAUGUUUCCACUAGUAAAAGUGGAAAAGUUAGGUCCCAACAGCACAACCUCAGUGAAAGGAUCCCUUAAGAAUUGAGAUGUGGAGGAAUUUCUACAGCCAGAGGAUCUAUCGAACUCAUUGCUGGAGGGGUCUGUGGAGGCCAAGUCAAUGAGUGCAUUUAAGACUGACAAGUUUUCGAUAAGGGAAUCAAUGAUUAUGGGGAGAAGGCAGAACAAUGAGGUUGAAAAACAUCAGCCAUGAUUGAAUGGUGGAGCAGACUCGCUGGGCCAAGUAGCCUAAUUUUGCUCGUUUAUCAUAUAGUCUUGCAGAGACUGAUGGGUUUAAGGCGAGAGUUUUAGAGCUUGGGAUAAAAAUAUGCCAUUGAUUAGGUGAUGAAAAUUAGACAAGUAUUUUGUAGUGAGGUUUAUAGUGUUUGCAAGCAUUUUGUAUUAUAUGUUGUACCUUUACUCAAUGCAUUUUAUCUUCAUGUAGUGCUCUGGGUAUAUUGUAGCACAAGAAUUGUUCAAUAAAUACAUUACUUCUGAUGCUGAGGUGAUCUGACUAGUAAAGCAAUUGGAAAGUUAUUCAGAUUGAAAAUUUUCUCCAGCUUCAAAAUAGCAAACAAUGCCUCUGCUGCAAGUAUCAAACCAAUAAAGUCAAAGGCACUUCUAAAUCCAGGUGUAAAUUAAAUAUGCAUGAAGUUAAAUUGAGGUCAGCAUCAUCUAUAUUCACAGACCUCUACUCCAUGUGGCCACUCUUAAAGAUAUAUUUUGGGAUUUCUCAGCCAAAUAUUUUGCAAAAAGUAAUUUAUUGUUUAGAAAAUGAUUGUUUUGACCCAGUUCUGUGUAUUAAGGGUUAAAGUAGUUCACUCCAACAGAUUUUCUGAAAGAAGAUAGAAACUGCACAUAAAAAUAAAGCUGGACAAACUCUGCAGUUGUAACCGCACCUGAAUAGAUGUUUUGGAACUAAAGAUAUUCCGUGUUCUUAAUGCAAAAGUUAUUGCAAAUUCUGGCUAGCAAGAAAAAUAGUCUUAAUUACACUGCCUCCAGAUAUUCUGACUGUAUUCAUAUUUAAUUUAAUGCUUCAUUCUCCUUCCUUCAGCCACUGCUUUUGUAUACAAAUCCACUUUGAUAGCUUGGUAUCAUGAAAAAUGACUCUCAUCUGAUAUUAACCAGUUUUUGGUCUAUUGUUGUGAUAGAUGAGAUCAAUACAAUCCCUGAACCACAUGGUUCCUAUACAAUUGAAAGUACAAGAUCAAGAUUUGAAGUAGGUGUGUCUAUUAAUGUUUUAGAAAAUAAAGAGAAUUAUGAAUUUGCUACAAUUUCACACAUCACAGCAAACACUAAUAUUGCCAUUUUAAAACUUGCUCUAGGUAUGGGUAGUUCUUGUAUAAAGCGUGUUUCGGCAGCGCAAUUUGAUCAUAACGUCGCUGAAGAAUUAGGGAACGGUAUUUUCAAGAACUCUGACCUCUGUUUGCAAAAGCACAAUUCCAGUGACAAUUGUUUCGCCAACUUCAUUCUGAGUGUCCUCCUAUGUCAGCUGCCGUGAGAGCAAGUGAGAGGUACAGUACUAUAAAUUGAGUAGCCUCAUCUCAAAAAUUAAAUUAAUGGAUGUUCAUUGUUCUUCCUCUGAGAGAAGAAUAUUCUUGUAUAAUCCCUAUAUAAUUCCAGCAGGACUUCAAUAAUCUUAUACAUACCAUUUGCCUUUCUAAUUUGUUUUUCUACCUGCAUAUCGCACAAUCUAAAUCAGCCCUCAGGAAAUAGAAGACAAUGAAUCAGCCAUCCAUUUCUGCGAUGAUGAUCCUCUGUCCCUGCAUUAGCAAUAUUUUUUCAAUGUAAUGUUAAAUUUACUUUUGUUAAUAAAUGAUUUAAACCUUUA